UAAAACACUUAAAAAGAGGACGAAAAACUAUCAAAAUGUACAAUAAAGACUACAUUUAUAUAUGAAAGUUAUCUUUUAGUUUGAGUUGGGUAUUUAUAGGUGGUUGAACUCAAUAUACCAUUAUUUUAUUUCCCGUUGACUUCUGCAACUCGUUUGGUUACGGAAAUGUCGAAAUGCAGUAUGACGAGGGUAAUGUAUCAUUGAUGGACGUGGCUCGAAGAUUUGAGGGUCGUGAAUCAGCAGGUAACCAGGUCCGCCAAACAGAAGUCAGAUACAGCGUGAAUUCGAAAGCACACAGGAUCUAACUAUGAAUAUUAGCGAAACAUCAACUAAAGAAUCUACGGUCUUCGCAAAGGAUGGUGCUGAUGGAAUUUCUUCGUCUGUCCUAGACUCAAUCAAAGAUGUGCGCACUUUGUUCACGUUGUUAAAGACGAAAACAUAUUUAAACAGGGAAAACAUGGUGUAUUUACAAGUGAUACUAAAAGUCGCUGGACGGGUUGAUCUUGUUGAAAAAGUAAUCGAGUUUUUCAGAGAAAUGGGCAACACUCUCUACUUCUAUCCUGCAACAGCCGAACCAGAAAACGGAUACAAAUACGUAAAAAUGCAUGUCCAUGGAAAAGACUUCAGUAACUGCACAAGUCAGUACAUAGAAGACCUCAGAAAUCGCCUUUCGCGAGUACUAUUUGUGCCUAACCAGUACGUUGUAAUUGUUUGGAUUGAGCCCUCAUCAAGUUUGCUGAUUACAUUCAUGGUUCCUGCAAAGUACGUUGAGCUCAUGGAACGACGGUUAAUCGGCGGUGAUACCUACUCGGAGUUACACGUUCUGGGCAUAGAUAUCAUUCAAAUUGGGGAGAAGGCCUUCAACUGGUAUGUAAUGUUUUCGUUUUGA
Molecule: messenger RNA, 889 nt
Organism: Dreissena polymorpha
Lineage: Eukaryota; Metazoa; Mollusca; Bivalvia; Myida; Dreissenidae
Exons: 3
Coding region: 308-889 (193 amino acids)
Biological process (GO): regulation of apoptotic process
Molecular function (GO): protein binding
Source: RefSeq, a predicted model, not a curated record